AUUCGUUUCAUUUUAAUAGCAUUUCUUUAGAGUAUUUCUUUUUCCUUAGAAAAAACACCUAAUCCGAAUACUGAAUUUCCAUGUAGCGUUUAUAAUUCCUCAUUUCCAUUAGGUGACCUUUAAGGCAUUUUUUUAAUAUUCGUGUAUGUAAGCUCAACUUUGUUCGCCCUCAAUAUUAAAACAAUCAUAGCGAUGUAUUUAAUAUAUCUAUAAUAUUACUGUUUUGUGUCCAUAUCCAGGCCAUGGCAGGAUUAAUAGAAAUCGUUCUUGCCCUGGUUGUCGGGUACGGACUUUGGAAUGUUGUCCCAGUCCUGUGGAGGUAUUACACCUUCUGUCAACUUAUCAAACCAUUUAAGUCGUCAUACAAGCCUCACUGGUUUUGGGGACACCUCAGAUACUUUACAGAUACAACGUCGCUAAGCGACACAUUUGCAACAAUGAUGGAGAAGGACACAAUGAAGAUGUCAGUGAACUGGAUUGCGUUCAUUCCUAAUUUACAGGCCAUACAUCCGGACACCGCCGCAAUCAUUCUGAAGUUGUCGGAACCAAAACCAAAGGGCAGGGGUCAACCGUACAGUCUUUUUCUGCCAUUUAUUGGUGAGGGCUUAGUUGUCAGUAGUGGCCAAAAGUGGGAGCGGAACCGGAAGUUGCUGACACCUGCAUUUCAUUUUGAUGUUCUGCGUCCUUAUGUUAACAUAUACAAUGACGUUGCAGACACUUUGUUGGACAAAUUUGCAAAGCAAAUGUCAGAAAGUCCCAACAGCAUUGAAAUUACGGACCAUAUAAACAAAGCAACUUUGGAUGUUAUACUGCGCUGCUCUUUGUCCUAUGAAGGGAAUAUUCAGGAACAGGAGAAUCACCCUUAUAUUGAAGCCAUCCACGAGAUUACAAGACUUACCAUUGAAAGAGUCAGAAUACCAUGGCACUUUUUGUCCUGGGAACUUUUUAAGAGGUCUGCCAAUGGGAGGAACUACUUGAAACACGUCAAUUACAUACAUGGAUUUGCUGACGAAAUCAUUGAAAAGAGAAGGAAGGCUUUAGCAGAUGACCCGUCGAUACUCCAGAGGAAACGGAAGCUGGAUUUCCUGGAUAUCUUAAUGACAGCCAAGGACGAACAAGGUGCUGGACUGACAGACAUGGAAAUUCGUGACGAGGUUGAUACCUUUAUGUUUGGAGGACAUGAUACUACAAAGGCAGCUUUGUCGUGGGCUAUAUACAACCUUGGGAAGUAUCCAGAGGAGCAGGACAAACUUUUUCAUGAGGUGUGUGAAGUCACUGGAGUCCGCAAGAACAUUGAGUGGGAAGAUCUUGGGAAACUUCAAAAGAUGACAAUGUUCCUUAAGGAGAAUUUAAGGAUGUAUCCGCCGGGACUGACAACUUCCCGACUUCUUACGAAGCCACUAGACAUAGAAGGAGUGACUAUUCCUGUCGGAUCACUAAUCUCAGUCAAUAUGAUGGCCAUUCACUAUCGACCGGAUAUCUUCCCAAACCCAACCGAAUUUCGACCUGACAGAUUCCUUCCUGAAAAUACAGAAAACAGACAUCCGUACGCCUUUCUGCCAUUCUCAGCCGGACCGAGAAAUUGUAUUGGACAAAACUUCUCUAUGAACGAACAAAGAGUAUUUUUGUCUAGAUUACUUAAGAGGUUCAAAGUUGUGCUGGACGAGGAUCACGAAGUCUACCCUAUACCUACGCUAAUUUCCCGGCCAAAAAAUGGCAUUAAAGUGUGGUUUGAAGAGAGAUGAAGACUACAUAUCUUCAGAAGAUGCCCUAAUGCCAUACGUUCUCGAGUGUCAUGGAUGGUUCAUUUGAAAGUGUUUGCACAGAGUUUUUAACUCGUUAAAUGUGUACCUAUAUAUUUCUUCAAAUAUCUCCCUUUGAAACAUUCUUUGCGAUUAACAGACUAUUUUUUUUAACUAUUUGUAAAGUUUUCUUCUCUCAUUAUAUGUAUUUCUAUAUCUCUACGAUAAUCCCCUUUGUAACCUUUUUUUGGUUAACAAGACUGUUGGUUUUAAGUAUCAUUAAAGGGUUCUUCGCGUUAAUACUAAAACGAGGAUUUUUUUGUGCUGUGGGGAGUAAAUAAACUUUAAAAUUUCCAGAACUAUUGCAAAUACGCAAGUUUGCACUCUCAUUUUUUAAAAGUCACAACGUGAAAAUUUAAAACUUUUACAAUAUUAAAUGAUAGGUACAAAAUAAUCAUGACUAGAGUAAAAAUCACUCUGAAUGUUUAUAUUGAUUUAGAAUGUGAUUCUUAAAAUUGCUUUAUUUAAUUAAUACAGUGGCCAUAUAAACGAUUGCCAUGAUUUAAAUUGCUUAAUUUUAUAACUAAGUUUUAGCUUGACAUUUGUUUGUAUGUUGGAUAAAAAUGAAUUUAGCGCAUUGAUGUAGUUUGUUCACGACAUUGCCAUUCCUUUUACUCUCUGCAUUAAAACGUUGAAGAUAUGAUUGAGAAGAAUAAAGGAAGCUAUGGAUUUUAAAAUUUAAUAAAGCAGGUUUUCACGGUCUGAUGACCAGGUAAAAUUUGGUUGGGUCAGUACAUAAGUUCUUUCAAAUAUUCUUAGAUCAUUGUAUGGAACCAUUUAAACGCAAUUAAAGAGAAUUUAAAUUUAAUUGAAAUAUUUUCCUAGAAGGUUUUAUCUAGGUAGUUCAGGUCAAGGCAAACCUUAUCUUGUUUUAGGCUUAGAUAUGGAACCAAAUACAAAAUACAAUACAAUACAUACAAUAAGAGGCUUUUACGUUACAAUAUAUGCCCAGGAAGGACAGCAUUUAACUGCAAUAAAAUAAAAUUCAAAAUUCAUUAAAACAUUUUGAGCGAGGCUUAUAUCUACUUUAUUUACUCUGUAUUCGAAUCUGUAUCGUUAGUGAUGCAGCUGUAAAAUACUUUUUGUUUCUGUGAAAUGUACAUCUUUUUAACAUUUACACUUUUGUUGUUAUUAGAGUAUGAAUUUGAAGAUUGUCAACAAACAGAAAUAGUUAACAUUGACCACCGGACCACCCAAAGUCGAUGGGGAUGGGGUGUCACCAUGUGCCGACGCAAAAUUCUUAUACUUUUGCCACAUUCAAUAUGAAGUCACUUAAAAUUGGUAUUUUUUAAAAACCCUUCCAUUAAGAUUCAGCUCCAUGUGGUUCGCGGUAAUAUUAGCCCGCUGCCAGUGUAAUAUGACUGAGUAGCGUGUCACAAUACCUUGACAAGAUUAUGACGUAUCAGUUAAAUAAGUACUAUGGUCCUUCAAAGUAUCCAGGAGUAACUACAUCAUCUCCCGACACCGUCGUCGUAUGACAUUGGCUCUUGCAAGGACUGAAUUAUCUUGACAAACAAGCAAACGUUUUAAAGUAAACGGUAAACUCCACCACCAGAUGUAUAUAUUAUCUAAGCGAUUUCCUAUCAAGUAUGUCGCUCAAUU
Mizuhopecten yessoensis (Yesso scallop) is the source of this 3404-nucleotide messenger RNA. RefSeq names its product cytochrome P450 4F6-like. NCBI's taxonomy places the organism in Eukaryota, Metazoa, Mollusca, Bivalvia, Pectinida, Pectinidae. The transcript is spliced from 12 exons. The coding region runs from base 243 to 1745 and encodes 500 amino acids. Gene Ontology annotation, molecular function: iron ion binding; monooxygenase activity; oxidoreductase activity, acting on paired donors, with incorporation or reduction of molecular oxygen. The record is from RefSeq and is a predicted model, not a curated record.